Zygosaccharomyces rouxii is the source of this 513-nucleotide messenger RNA. It is a transcript of the gene CIN4, whose product is annotated as Arf family GTPase CIN4. The record is from RefSeq and is a predicted model, not a curated record. Gene Ontology annotation, biological process: protein folding. Gene Ontology annotation, cellular component: microtubule cytoskeleton; cytoplasm. The coding region runs from base 1 to 513 and encodes 170 amino acids. The transcript has a single exon. NCBI's taxonomy places the organism in Eukaryota, Fungi, Ascomycota, Saccharomycetes, Saccharomycetales, Saccharomycetaceae. Gene Ontology annotation, molecular function: GTP binding; GTPase activity.
AUGGGACUAUUGACCAUUGUAAAGAAGCAGAAACUGAGGGACAAAGAGAUCCGAUGCCUUAUCCUAGGUUUAGAUAAUGCUGGUAAAUCCACUAUAGUAAACCAAUUACUUCCUCAAGAGAGAAGACAACACCAUGUGUCGCCGACGGUGGGAUUUGCCAUACACAACGUAGAAAUGGGGCCCUACAACGUCUCCAUGUGGGACGUUGGUGGUCAAACUACACUGAGACCUUUCUGGGAUAACUACUACGAUACAACGGAUGUGCUGGUUUGGUGUAUAGACGUCAGUUCUUCGCAUCGACUGCCUGAAUCAUUGCAAGAGCUACAACCGUUCCUGAUGGGUGACUCAAGAGUCAUAAUUGCAUUCAACAAAUGUGAUUUAUUGGAGGACUACCAAUCGGAACUCCUACAAUUACAGAACCAAUUGCCCAAGGUUCAAUUCGUGCCCUGUAGUGGCAGAACCGGUAUGGGUAUGCGGGAACUGUGUUCCGCGAUCGCUUCUUGCAGUAUAUAA